GUUACAAGAUAAACAGCUGAGAGGACAACAACAUUUCUAUAAUUUCCUCACAUAAACAUGGCCAGUGUACUUCUACGGGCAUGUGCGAUGCCGUUUGGCUUUACCAGUGACAUGAUAGACAGUGACUUUACCUAUGAGGGCGAGUGCAUUUUCACAGAUGAGAUGAAUUGGCGCACCAUCCAGAGAUCUAGAGGGUUGGCGCCGCUGCCAGAUGUGAUCCUCAGCAACACUCCUCCUCCGUCACCGCUACGUCGAGCACACUCCUACCUCUCUUUCUUCCCUGAGAAAACCAUCCAUACCUUAUCUACGUCCAACCUCGCCCUUGACACGCCCCCACCCACGCCCACGCCGGAGGCCUGCAGGAGCACCCGCACCCGCGCCGCCUCCUUCGGUAACCUCGUGAAUUGGGAAGAAAAUCUCAAAGUGGGACUGAAACACAUUCGGGAGGUCCGUCGCAGACUUCACAGUGAGCAUCCCCAACAUAACCCCCAACACUCCCUCCCCCAGCUCUCCUGGCCACUGCCGCGCCCCCACCGAUGCCCCAACACCCCACACCACCGCCCUAACAUCCCGCCCCACCACCCCAACCACUUCUACUACUCUCAGGGACAGGGAGAGAGCACUCAGGGAGAAAGGGAGGAAGAAGAUCGCUGCAGGAAGGCAGGAAGAGAACUUCGCAAGAUUGCUGAUAAUUUUCAACUUAACUCUGCAAAGGUUGCGACCAAGAGAAGUAAUGAUGCUUCCUUCAACCUGGCAGUACCAACAGCACUCACCAAAUGUAUCACCGCCUCCUUGCUCUGCCUCAUCUGGUGGCGACUCGUCAACAGGCUACGCUGAUCGAUAUCUAGGCAACAACUUCUUUAAUUCUCUUUUAGGAUGAUGGGGAUUUAGAAUAGCAUGCUUCGUGCAUUAAUUACUGGUAACAUGUGGGCAUUUUUUUUCAAUGUCUACUGUUCUGUUACCACUUGGACUGUGGCACUGCGGGGAGGUCAACGUGGUGUUUUUGUGUACCUCUCUGGCCACGUGUUGUUGUAGGCCGUGGAGGUGAUGGCUCCCGGCGUGUGGGUCACCUCCUCGGCAAAGACAAGAUAAGGAUCUGCCUUUAGUGAUGGUUUUGGGAUCCUGCUCAUUCCCUCUGGUCAACCAUUAGAUUUACGAAAAUAAAAUCCUGAACAACUGUUGUUCACUGUAGGCUUAAGAUGUGUUGCCAUUGUUAUUAUAAGGAAAAGUCCCCAAAGAGAUGCCUCUACGAGGCAGUAUCUUAGUGAAAUAACCGCAAGCUUUGUAAAUUGGGUGCAUCAAAGUAUAGGGAUUGAUCAUUAAGUGAUAUACACGAUCGGUUUUGUGACUAAAUAUGUCUCCGUAAUUAGUUCAUAUUGUGGCCUUGGGCCUAAGUGAAUUAAUUUGCAUCUUACUGUAUCAUUACACACAUCCCUUAGGUUUAACUACACAAGACCUGAUUGUGUCACUUUUCAGCACUUGAAAGUUCAAAAAAUUAAUUGUGUAGAUUUUUCAGAAUGUUUGUAAUAAUUCCUAUAAAUAAAGUUUUAAGUAACAAGGCUUCAGGAUUGCUACAUUUGGCUCACUGCCCAAUGUCUUUCACUAUGAAGUAAUGUAUUCAGCAAUGAAUAUUCAAUUAUUGUAAACUUUGAUCGAUGUGUGAAUAGGAAAAACUGCGUACUCCACUAUCUCACAACAUUCCAAAGAUUAGCAAGUUCUAAUAAAACUGUGUAAUUAAUUACUGAUUUUGAAUAUAAUUUCUUGCUUCAGCCUCACUAUUUAUUAAAGGUUUAUACUACUGAAGCAAAGCCUAACAAUCCCUGAUUAAAACUACAAUAAACAGUAGUCAUCAUUACGUGUUGUGAAGCUUAACGGACUGGGUUAGGAGGGGGAAUUACUGAAGGAUUUCCUGACAGCCUAAGAGGGGAACUACAAUGUUCCGAUUAACUAACACUUAUGACAUUAACAAACGACUGAUCUCACUUGCCGCUAGUAUUGAACGCUCAGCGCUAGACUACCGUGUCUUUCAGGAGAGGCACAAUGCCCUCUCUCUCAACUUCACAGGGAGUAGAUGCCUACUUCCUGCUUACUUUAAGGUCUUUCAGGGGCGUUGGGUGCUUCCUUCAUGCUUUAGGUCUUUCAGGAGAAGCAUAUUCUUUUCCAGUCCUUGAAAUUAGUCUUUCAAUGGAAGCACUCUUCUCCCCACUCUUAAAUUUAAGGCUUUUCAGGGAAGGGCUACACAUCCCACAAAAGAUUUUUGAAAUGGGAAACGCCUGCUCCCAUUAGUCUGUAAGGUUUGACGCUAAAGGCAAAGUUUUUAAAACGCUUUAUUAAUGAACUGGCAAGUAACCCAAGCUUUGAUCAUUGAAUUUCUAAUUUAAAAGUUACAUAAAUGUAAAAAAAAGUCUUUUCACAACAAAUAAGUAUUUCAUAUGAAGAUAAAGGAAUUUUUUAAGGUGUCAGGGUUAUGUACACCGUGAGUUGCGUAUCUUUCAGUAUUUAUGUACUGAGAGUUUUCUUUGAUAGUUAAAUGGGUUUAAAGCCUAUCGACUACAUGAGGCUAUGGAUUAACGUAAACUCAAGUGUAUAAACAGACAUAACACACACACACACACACACCUUGAUAUAUUGAUCUAAUUUAGAGAUUAAAGUAUCCUUGACUGAUGUUAAGGCAACAUGUAGCCUUAAUGACCCUCGUGUAAUUGAUUGGCUUUAAACCCAUUAAAACAACCAAUGUUGAGGUGUCAUAAAAGAUUUUCACAUUGAAUAUUAUGUAGUGUAAGUGCGCGUUCUCUCAGGACUUAAGUAAAAAAAAUUUGCCUUUGGUGUUCGCGUGUGUACAUUGGAAUAAGCUGUUGUGGUGCUGCAAGUAAUAUAAAAAGGCAUUGUUCUGUUUUUGGAUACGGUUUGGCAAUUUUAAUAAAAAAAUAGAACACACUCAGGCUAGCAAAUAAGUACUUUAAACAAUGUCAAUUAUGGAAAAUGAAUACUUUUGUUUAGGAAUUAAUAUAAAGGCACUGAGUACAGUAAUGUCGUCACUUUGAAAGCAAGAGAGAGUGUUCUUUUCAUUUAGAGAUUGCCGAGCCUGUGUCCGCGAUCAUCAAAGCUAAGAGAAGUGAUAAAUUUAGCAUUUAGUGUUGCAAACCAAACAUCCGUCGCGGCCCUAUGUAUGGCCUUACUGAUGUGGUGGAAUCACUCCGUAAAUGCAAGCCUAACUUAGGAAAACUGAGCCAAGGUUGCGUUUAUCUGUACUUAAGCUGAAGUGAGUCUGCAUGACAAGCCUAACCAAAUGAGUUUACUUACAUAAAUACAAGAAAUAUUUUUUUUAUAUAAAAUUAUUAUCAUCUAUAUUUUGAUCUUUUUUCGAAACAAUGUCAAGGUUUCAGUCAUGCAGAUGAUGUUGGUAAAAUAUAUUUUAUUUCAAAAUUUGCAAAUUAUAUACACCCUCUUCUAAUAACUACAUACAACCUCUAAUAAUAAGAGUAUAAUUAGACUUCUAAGUAAUAAGUAUAAGUUAACAUACACUAUGGCAACAUUAUACAGCUUAAGUCAACUUUAUUAUGCCGAGGUUAUGUAUAAUUUUAUCCUUCGCAGUAAUAUGUUAAUGACACCAAAAACAGCAUAAUGAUUCUUCAGUUAUCAGUUUUACUGCAGGGUUAACACAUCAAGCACUCUUUAUUUUCUAGUCAAUGUCUUCAUGAGCAGGUUAAGAGUUUUCAUGAGCAGAUUAAGAGUUAAGAAUUACGUAAACAGUUUGCUUUGUUUUUACCAGUUAAGAACGCUUUUAAUUCAAAAUAUAGAUAAUAGUAAACCAAAGAUACGUAGACAGAGCAAGUCUUUAUUAAAUUUAAGUUUCGCUCAGCGAGUGCUUCAUAAAGCUCCUGGAUAAAGCUCACACUGUGCAAAACGUCGCGUUAGUGCAGUCUUUCUAUCUACGUUUCUUUCUUAUACUACUUGUCGACUUACUGCCUAUAUUUCACAAAUAAACAAUAAUAAUGUAAACUCAGUGUCUGAACACUGGAAAACACUUCUCGUAAGUUUCUGCAUUCUGCUCAUGUGCAUCAAAUUGUAUAUCUUAAUUACAGGUAUAUUUAAGACAUUCAUCUAUUACAGGCUAUAUGAAUGUUUUUUUUUUUUUACCUAUUACAGUCCCUUACGGUCAGAUAUUAUAUUACUGAUAAGUUAAUAUUAUAUUAUAUCAUUUUCUUUAUAAGUUAAUAUUAUGUUAAGGUAUCGUUUUCUUUAUAUUUGAAUCUGGAUUUGACUUCGUCAGUGAUUUAUUAUACCUGCUUUCAUCUCCAGCGUUAUUAUUUCUGUCACGUUUCGCGUAUUUCUCAUGAAUGAUAUUUAUCUUGUAAAUUUUUUUACUCUUAAAACAAAUAUUGUUUCCUUCCAGUGCCAUAUUUUUCUACUCAUUCCUAUAAAUGAUUUGGGCAUUGAAACCAUUAUUUUUUCGUUUUUGUAGAAUAUUAUUGUUUGCAUAUUUGUGUGUGUAUAAGGUGAAAUUUACAUAAAUUUGUAUCAGUCUUUGGAUAUAAUGUUUUGCAAAAUAAAUG
Messenger RNA from Cherax quadricarinatus, 4556 nucleotides. RefSeq lists its product as uncharacterized. Lineage: Eukaryota; Metazoa; Arthropoda; Malacostraca; Decapoda; Parastacidae. The record is from RefSeq and is a predicted model, not a curated record.